AUGAACAUUAGUUCAGUCGUAUCUACUGAUUUUAGUGGAGAUAAAUCAUAUACUGCCUUCAAAGAAGACAAUUUUACAAAUUAUUUAUUAAAUAACUGCAUUGCAUAUACCUUAAGUAGUGGUGUUUUACUCAUACAGGAUGAAAAUAACGAAGACGAUAAAAACAAUUUGACAACUGCUACUUCACCCAUACUACUCUUCAAUUGUUCUCAAAUUAAUUCUAUUAACGAUAGUAAUCAAAAUAUAUUCCAACAAAAUGAUUACAUAAGUAAUUAUGUUAGUCUGAACAACAAUACUCUCUUUUUGAGCCAGAAUUUCCUUUUGGAUGUGAAACAGAAUUUAAAUAUACCAGAUAUUCAAAGAGAUAAUUUUAGUAAUAGUUCGGUUGUGGUUGCCUUUAUACUAGCUGUUGUUUGUGUAGGUGGUUGGAUGGUUAUUUUGAUUCUACUAAUGCUACCUACAAGGGAAAAGUACGAUUUUCAACACAAUAGCGAUCACAGUGAUACUAUGAAAACUAAUUUUUUCACAAAUGAUAAUGACGAUGAUACAAAAUCAUACUAUAAAAAUAGACUACGAAAAUCUACCAAUCACUUUGUCAAAAACACAUCCUCUGUUGCUACCGAAAACAUUUCAUCUACUAGCAAUAGUACUACUGGUAAAUUGUCUAAUACACAUUCAAAUUUGUUUUAUUUUUAUGUGCUGUACUUUGCCAUUACGCAUACAAUAAUAUUAAAAUUAUCUGAUAAAAAAGUGUUUUACCAACAAUAUAUCAAUAACUAUCAAGAUGUAGGUGAAUUUGUGUCGUUGGUUAUCAAUUCGACUUGGUACAAGAUUUUAAUCUUGUUUAAUACACUAUUGCAGGACCUAUGUUGGUUUGAGUUAAUCUAUCAUAUGAACUUUUAUAAAACACCCAAAUUUAAAAGAAAGUUUAAGAAAAAGGUCAUAACAGCUAUAUCUUUUAUUUUAAUUAUUAUCCAUAUAAUAUUUUAUUCUUUGCAUUGCUUUUAUAGCCACGUCGCCGAAAAUACUACCAUUGGUUUUGUAAACUAUGACGAACUUACAGGUUUGGAUUUUAUUUUAAAAAUAUUAAAGUAUUCCAUCGACAUUUUUAUUUUCACUUGUUUUACCGUAUUGGGCAUAUUUCCCUAUGUUUACAAGAGUUACCAAGAAUUAACUUUGCAAAAUUCGUUUGAAAAAUCAAACGUUAGUAUCGAUACAAGCGAUUAUAAUGGUCCAUUUAUCACUGCUAUUGUGCCAAAUAAGUUUUUCGUUCAUAAUUUACCCUUAUUAAUAUAUAAUGUACUUAUCAUUGGUAUUGUUUUCUGUUUGGAGUUUAACACGUUAAUAACUUUGAUAUUUGUUGAAGAAACUAAAAAAAUGAGUAAUUGGAUGGAAAUAUUGACUUCUUUCAUUAAGUUAAUCGUUACAGUUAAUAUGUGGGCUUUGAUUGGAAUGAUUGAAAGCCAACAAAGACUAUAUAACAAAUGGUCUGUAGUAGGUAAGAAGAUAGACGAAAGUGAUAAUGGCACUGCACUAUUUAUUAAUAAUAAUAAUCGGACUGCCAAGAAUGGUACAAUCAGUGGGCUUAUAAAUGGUGUGACAGAAUUUAGUGGGAGAGUAAACACAUAUAAUUUAUUUAGACCGCCAUCAUCUAUUAAGAAUAAUGUGGCGAAAAUACUACCGAAUCCAUUGCAGAAAGGUGGUAAAAGGACUUUAUCAGCCUUACCAAGAUUGAUUACAGAAUCCAAAAUUUUAAAUAUUAAUCAGAGAAACAGUGAAAACAUUAGAAAUAAUGUUGAUUAUAAUGUAGAAGGCACUAGUAACAUUGGGGAUAGGGAAAAAUCAAGUGAAAAGGAAAACGAGGCAGCAGCAAAAGGGCAAGAAGUAGAUGAUAUUAAAGUGAAAAUUAUACAUCAUGCGAUGGCCCACAAUUUAUCUGAUUGUGAAGAAGACGAGGAGGCCAAGUAUAGUAUAAAUGAUAGUAUGAAUACAGGCUUAAAAUAUCAACUUGAAGAGAAAAAAUUGAAUUUUAUGCUGAAAAUGAAAAAUUUAGGUACACAUAAGGAGACGAAAUAG
Saccharomycodes ludwigii is the source of this 2076-nucleotide messenger RNA. It is a transcript of the gene DFG16, whose product is annotated as Dfg16p. Gene Ontology annotation, biological process: cellular response to pH. The transcript has a single exon. Gene Ontology annotation, cellular component: plasma membrane. The record is from RefSeq and is a predicted model, not a curated record. The coding region runs from base 1 to 2076 and encodes 691 amino acids. NCBI's taxonomy places the organism in Eukaryota, Fungi, Ascomycota, Saccharomycetes, Saccharomycodales, Saccharomycodaceae.